This is a messenger RNA of Chelonia mydas (Green sea turtle), 3596 nucleotides long. RefSeq names its product keratin, type II cytoskeletal 6A. The record is from RefSeq and is a predicted model, not a curated record. Gene Ontology annotation, cellular component: keratin filament. Gene Ontology annotation, biological process: intermediate filament organization; keratinization. NCBI's taxonomy places the organism in Eukaryota, Metazoa, Chordata, Testudines, Cheloniidae. Gene Ontology annotation, molecular function: structural constituent of skin epidermis.
CGGGCUUGCUGCGCAGUACCUUGACAUGUAGACAAGCCUUAAGAUCAGGGCUCCAUUGUGCUAGGCACUUUGCAAAUACAGAGUUAGAGACGGUCCCUGCUCUGAAGAUCAAAAUAGACAAAACUCAGGAGGGGGAAAAGUGGCAUGUUUUACUUAAGAUCGUGCAGCCGAUCUGUGGUAGUGGGUGUCCCAGUCACUAGAUCACGCUGGACUUCUAGGAAAAGGAGGGUCCACAUUCAUGUCAUGUAUGGGAUAUUUUGGGUGGGCUCUUAAGAAACUAGGUUGUGUCACAAAGCAGUCUUGCAUUCAGGUUUCAGUCUGUUUAGUGAAACACAAUAAAGGCACGUAACACUAGCCAAUGUGACCAUCGCAACGCUGGUAGGCUUAUUUGCCCACAACAGUUUUCUUGCCGAGGUCAAAUAUCCUGGGAUCAGUUCACCCAAACGUUCCUGAUUUCAUGUCAAAAGGCCACCUGACCUGUUGAAACCCCGUGAGACAGACCAACGGCCUAUUGAUGGGCUGUGAUGUACAGGGCAACGCUGGGAUUUCUCCUGUCCUCGCCAGCCCAGAAGGAAUGGCUUUUCUAACCUGCAAGACUCCAGCAUGGUAGGUUCUCCAGAUACCUCAGUGGGCGGAGAUCACUGGAACUAUUCUGAUGUAGUGUGGAUGCAGGGCCCAGUGAGUGACUUGUGCUAAAAGCAGAACACCCCUUGCCAUGAGCACACACAUCAUCAUUAACUGAAUGUAAUAUCCUGGCAAAAAUAUGUGCGAGCCAGUUCCCUGCGCAACCCACUAAUGGGUCUGUGGUGGAGGUGGGGCACUGGAUGGGGAGAUCAAUGCUCUGAGGUGGGCCAGAGAAUCCUCUUGCUAGAUGCCUGGCUGGUGGGUUUGGCUCACAUGCUCAGGGGCAUAUUGAUACACACAUUUGCGGUCGGGAAGGCAUUUUCCCCCAGGCCAACCUGACCUGGGUGUUGGGGGUUUUGACCUUCCUCUGCAGCAUGGGGCGUGGAUUGAUUGCUAGGCUCAUCAAUGCCUAUCUCACUGAAUCAAUUCCCUGCCAUUGCAGGGGUCUUGGGCAGCGGUGUCACCUCCGUCUCUCUUGUUCUCUGCUUGCCAGAUAGUGAAUGACCUUGUCUUUUCUAGCCGAGGCUGAAAGGGGGACGCUAGAUUGCAGACACUACACAUUUGAUUAGAACGGUUUGUAAUGAAACGCCUCACAUCUCUGCAAACCUAGGUAUGUUCUCCAGCUAGCAUGCGUCCAUCCUCUUAAACAGGACCGAGACAUGAAAAUGGAGAUUCACGUUUUAACUAAGCAAACCCACAACCUCUUUUCACUGCUAUAGUUCAGACCUCUUCCCCUGGAUUAAGAAACUGAUUUUGGAGAAUGUAAAUCAACAUUUUUUUCCAAGCAGAAAGUUGAUUUAUGGGGCAAUCCUGGGGUGUGUUGUGUUUUUUGUUUGUUUGUUUUGUCUUCUGAAUUGUGAAAGGCAGGGUAUUUUUUCUGAAUUCACUAAACCAACACUUGCCAACAGGCUUUAAAAUGUCAGUGAUCUGGAUAUAGGAAGGGUCUCACCCUAGGGCAAAAUAUGUCAAGGAAUUUGAAUGCUGUGUGAUCAAAGUAAGACUCUGGAUAAUCUAUUCUGGGUUGGUACAAGGAAAACACAAGUAACUUGAGGCAAACAAGAAUUCCCAAAGACAACAGUACUGGUGCAGGUUUCUUAGCUCUUUGGGGUGUGUUUCAGGAAAGGUCAGUUUUUUGGUAAAGGGAAGAGGUGGUGGCUCAUCUAAGCCCAGGAAUACAAAAAACUACACCUUUCUGCACUCCCCUGUUACCUAGCCAACUCCCUGAACAGAUAAAAAGGAAGAGAUUUGCACUGUCCUUAGAGGGACUCAACUGCUUUUGCCCUGGGACUUUCCUCUGGUAGCUCCCCCAUCAAGGUCUCCUUCUCUCUUCUCUUCUGCUGCAGGGGAGCUGCCGCUAUGUCUUGCCAGUUUUCUGGCCAAAGCCUGGGAGGCAGCCUUAGGGGUUUCAGCUCCAGCUUUGUCCGUGUUAGUGGUGGGAACAAAGUCAGCUUCAGCACAGUGUCACGCGGAGGAUGCACAGGCUCAGCCUGGAGUCCCAGAGGCUUUGGCAGUAGGAGCCUGAAUAACUUGGGAUGAAAUAAAAGGAUUUCCAUUGGUGGAUUUGGUGGCACUUGUGGAGGGUUUGGGGCUGGCGGCCACGUGGGUGGAGGGUUUGGCAGUGGUGCUGGGUCUGGGGGACAGUUCAGUGGUGGGCUCGGUGGUUGCUUUGGUGGUGGGGCUGGAGGAGGAUUUUCUGGUGGAUGGGAUGGCCCUGGAUUUCCUGUUUGCCCACCUGGUGGCAUCCAAGAAGUGACCAUCAGCCAGAACCUCCUGACUCCUCUCAACUUGAAGAUUGACCCAGAGAUCCAGAAAGUGCGGAAAGAGGAAAGGGAGCAGAUGAAGACCCUGAACAACAAAUUUGCCUCCUUCAUUGACAAGGUCCGAUUUCUAGAACAGCAGAAUAAAGUUCUGGAGACAAAAUGGAAACUCUUGCAGGAACAGGGCCAAGGACCCAUUAAAAAGAAACUUGACCAGCUCUUUGAGGCUUAUAUCAAUGGCUUGAGAAAGCAGCUAGGUGGCCUGUUAAAUGAGAGGAGACAGCUGGAUACCAAGCGGAAGAGCUUCCAAGAUCUGGUGGAGGAUUUUAAGAACAAGUAUGAAGAGGAAAUAAACAAGAGGACAGCUGUGGAGAAUGACUUUGUGGGCCUGAAAAAGGAGAUGGAUGCUGCCUACAUGAACCAGAUGGAGCUGCAAGCGAAACUAGACUCCCUGACUGGUGAGAUCAGCUUCCUGAGAUGUCUGUAUGAGGCGGAACUGUCUCAGAUGCAGCAGACCGUUUCCGACACCUCCGUGGUCCUGUCUAUGGACAACAACCGAAACCUAGACUUGGACAGCAUCAUCCGGGAGGUCAAAGCACGGUACGAGGAGAUUGCUCAGAGGAGCUGAGAGGAGGCAGAGUCUUGCUACCAGUGCAAGUUUGAAGAGCUGCAGGUGACAGCUGCGAGACACAGAGACAGUCUACGAGACAGCAAGAGCGAGAUCUCAGAGCUUAACCGGAUGAUCCAAAGGCUAUGGGCUGAAAUAGAAAAUGUGAAGAAGCAGAUAUGGCUUUUUUUCAUGCAUUGUGAAAAGCUGCAGACCUCCAUUGCUGAGGCCGAGCAGCAAGGCGAGCUGGUCCUCAAAGACGCCAGGCAACUGGCUGAGCUGGAGGGUGCCCUGCAGAAGACCAAGGCAGACUUGGCGCAUCAGCUGCGGGAGUACCAGGAGCUGAUGAAUGUCAAGCUGGCUCUGGAUAUCGAGAUCGCCACCUACAGGAAGCUGCUGGAAGGAGAAGUAUGCAGGUUAGGGCAAUAUAAUGAGGACCAGAUCUUUUGAAGUCAAUGGGGAAACUUAGCGCAUGUCAUACUCACCCUUUUAAAACAAUGCCCCUAACUCCCUGGCAACUAAGAAGGCAGUCUGAAUAAUAUUGGCGUAUUAGCAUUUAGGACACGCUGCUGCUUUAAGAGCAAGAGGUGGUCUAGUCUAGUGGAUAG